Penicillium digitatum Pd1 is the source of this 393-nucleotide messenger RNA. NCBI's taxonomy places the organism in Eukaryota, Fungi, Ascomycota, Eurotiomycetes, Eurotiales, Aspergillaceae. The record is from RefSeq and is a predicted model, not a curated record.
AUGAUUUACCUUGACCAUGGUGGCAAGCUUGAGGUUGAUAAAUCAUCUUCUAUCCAAGAGCAAAACUCCACUGUGUUCACCCCAGAAGUUUGCCAGAAUUUCCUCGAGAUUCUGGAUGAACGUAUUGGCUACCAUGCCCCAGUUCACAGUUUGUUCGACACCCUUACAACGGUGGAUGUUGCUGGCGACACUAAGCAGAGCUUGAAGCACACAUCCCAUGUCGAGAUCAUCUACGAAAUCCUCCAGGUCCGCAAGAUGGAGGAGCGCUUCGAACGAGGCGAAGUCGAUGCUAACAUGGUCGUCGACACCAUGAACCGCAGCCCUAGCCCUAAGGGCGAAGAAGAAGAUGACUCCGCCACCUCAGUCGCCAUCGAGGAGCCCGAGCACAUUUAA